AUGCCCGAGAAGGUCCGUACCGUCUUCGCUGACUCCGAUGACGAAAAGGUCGUGCCCAAAAAGACCACUCACCCGCCCACCGAAGAACCGGCGCGAAAGAAAAAGGGGAACAAGAAGCGGAAGCGCGACGAGUGCGAAGCGAACGGCGCUGGUCAAGAGAAACCAAGUGAACCCCCUGUGCCCGUGCAGGUAGAAAAGGCCGAUCCUACACCGGAAAAACUAGAAGAGGCACCCCGAACAAAUGGUGCACCAUCGAAACCAAAGCCGAAACACAAGUCCAAAUCCCUCACCGACACAAAAACCAACUUCACCUCUCUACGAGAGAAGGCCAAGGCCCUCCUCGAGACCCGGCGCAAGCUACCUAUCUUUGCAAAUGCAGAUGAGAUCCGCAAAUACCUACGCGAACAAGAUGUGAUGCUGCUGAUUGGUGAAACGGGUAGCGGAAAGAGUACCCAGAUCCCGCAGUUCCUGGUGGACGAAUUCUGGUGCCGGCCUGUGCCAACGCAAAUCACACACAACGGAAAGACAGGGAAGAAGCACAUUGGAGGGUGUAUUGCUAUCACACAGCCGCGUCGAGUCGCUGCAAUCUCGCUGGCCCGUCGUGUAGCUGAGGAAAUGGGCACACCACUUGGAAAUCACUCCCCUGCUAGUAAGGUCGGCUACUCCGUGCGAUUCGAUACAUCGACAUCGCCUAGUACUCGGGUGAAGUUCCUGACGGAGGGAAUGUUGCUCCAGGAGAUGCUUCAUGAUCCGUUUUUGACGCGGUACAGUGCUAUCGUUGUUGAUGAGGUCCACGAACGGGGUAUCAACGUAGAUUUGGUGCUUGGAUUCUUGCGCAAUCUUGUCGCUAGCAAAUUUGAGGGCCGUGGUGGUGUUCCGCUCAAGGUGGUAGUUAUGAGUGCCACGGCAGAUAUGGAGAGUCUGACUGGCUUCUUCCAGGAAGGGUAUAAACUCCCAGGGCCAGCACCAAAGUCCAUCGAGAACGGAGUGGAUGCCGAUAAAAUGGAUACUUCUGAUUCAAAGGAGAUUGCCGCCUGCCAUAUCAAGGGUCGGCAAUUCCCCGUCAAGACAAUCUACUCUCCCCAGCCAGUGCAUGAUUUCGUGGAUGCGGCUCUCAAGGUCAUUUUCCAGAUCCAUUGCAAGGAGCCGAUGCCUGGUGAUAUCCUGGUUUUCCUGACUGGUCAGGAGACCGUGGAGGCCUUGGAGCAUUUGGUGAACGAGUAUGCCAUGGGUAUGGACCCGACGCUUCCCAAGAUUCAAGUUUUACCUCUGUUCGCCGCGUUGCCACAGGCCGCUCAGCAGCGAGUGUUUAUGCCAGCUCCACCACGAACACGGAAGGUGGUGUUGUCCACCAACAUUGCUGAGACUUCAGUCACUGUCUCUGGUGUGCGGUAUGUGGUUGACUGCGGCAAGGCCAAGGUCAAACAGUUCCGCACCCGACUUGGCCUUGACUCCCUUCUUGUGAAGCCCAUCUCCAAGUCAGCCGCCAUCCAGCGAAAGGGUCGUGCCGGUCGUGAAGCUCCUGGACAAUGCUUCCGGCUGUACACUGAGAAAGACUAUCUCGCUUUGGACGAGACGAACACUCCCGAGAUCCUACGAUGUGAUCUGAGCCAAGCGCUGCUGAACAUGAAGGCGCGUGGUGUUGAUGACAUUGUUGGAUUCCCAUUCCUCACCCGGCCACCUCGUGAAGCCCUCGAGAAGGCCCUUCUUCAGCUACUCAGCAUCGACGCCCUGGAGGAGACAGGAAAGAUCAGUGAUGUCGGUCAACACAUUGCUAAGUUGCCCUUGACACCAACACUGGGACGUGUCCUAUUAGCAGCUGCCGAGAACGGACCAGAAUGUUUGAUCGAUGUCAUUGAUAUUAUCUCCUGUCUUAGUGUGGAGAACAUCUUCCUCAACACAACCUCCGAGGAGAAAAAGGAGGCCGCAGAAGCAGCACGCCGCGAUCUAUACCGCCGCGAGGGUGACCACCUAACAAUGCUGGCGACUGUGCGUGUCUAUGCCGCCGAGCACUCUGACCGCAAGGCCUGGGCAGAGCGACACCUAGUUUCGCACCGAGCCAUGCAAUCCGUUAUGGACGUCCGCAAACAACUCCGAAUGCAAUGUCGCCAGGCAAAGCUCCUCACCAGCGAACUCUCAAACUCCGUUUCUUCACACGACCCCUCCCCAAUUCGCAUCCUCCAAAGUUUCCUCGCAGGCUUUGCAACCAAUACCGCCCGCCUCGUUCCCGACGGUAGCUACCGCACUAUCGUCGGAAACCAGACUGUUGCUAUUCACCCAUCGAGCGUGCUUUUCGGCAAGAAGGUCGAGGCCAUCAUGUACAAUGAGUUCGUGUUCACCAACCGCAGUUAUGCUCGUGGUGUCAGUGCUGUUCAGAUGGAUUGGAUUGGCGAGGCUUUGGCUGGAAAGGAAUGA
Molecule: messenger RNA, 2415 nt
Organism: Penicillium arizonense
Lineage: Eukaryota; Fungi; Ascomycota; Eurotiomycetes; Eurotiales; Aspergillaceae
Product: putative ATP-dependent RNA helicase (Hrh1)
Exons: 2
Coding region: 1-2415 (804 amino acids)
Cellular component (GO): catalytic step 2 spliceosome; intracellular anatomical structure
Molecular function (GO): RNA binding
Source: RefSeq, a predicted model, not a curated record